CCUAGAUUACUCUAAUGCUGUGUUAAGUUUGUGCACCACUGUUAUAUAUCCUCAAUUUCCACAGAAAAGUUUUAAAAAAGUAGAACUAGACAGAUGUUGUGCUGCUGCUAGUGUGCAGUGUGUAGGUUUGUGUGAGGAAGCAGUGUGGUUGUCGACUCAAAAGGUGUCAGAGCUGAAACACUUCCUCGUCCUUCACUCUCAUCACACCGACCUGCAGACAACAUCAACGGCUCACAAUCCAGCUCAGAGCAGACUGACCUCACAUGUGACAAACUGACUCUACGUUUUUCUAACUUGAUAUGAGACUUUUAUCUAAACUAAUUUAUCAGUUUAAUUAUUAGUGUAAAGUUUGUGUGACGUUAAGAAGCACUUGUGGAAUGUAAAAAUCUGAUGACUUUGAUUUCGGGAGUACAGCAGGUCCUCCUUCCUCCUGAGUGAUGCCUCGUUCUUUCUUGGUAAAGCGAGGAGGGCUGCACCAUAUUCGGCCUGCAGCAAGAAGCCCCAGCCCUGGAUUGACCCCGAUAACAUUUAGCCAGCUAGGAAAACAGACAGGGUCCUGGGAUACACCCCUGGAGUACUCCACAACAGAAACACCACAUAAUCACGCAGUGCCCAUCGCAGUAUUGCAGCAGAGCCUUCAGGUGGACAACCACUCUGAUGGAAGUGGGCACCUUCAGCCGUUCAGUCCCAAAUCUUAUGACAGUAGAUCUACUGAGCCAUGCAGUCCUGUCAACUCAAAUACUUUGAGCCCCGUGGAGAAAGCAGAGUCUAGCACUCCAACACCAGCAGUAUGGUCCAGACCUCAUGUGAGUUCAAGAUAUUCAGAUAAACUGUCUAUGGGACUGGAAGACCCGGCUCAGCACCCUCAGAUCCCGAGAGAGACCAGGAGCCGUGGAUGCUCGAGGAUCAGUGCACCGAGGCAAGAGUGUCCAUUCUGUAGCAAAAUAUUUUCAUGCCUGUCAAGUUUGAAGACUCACAUUUGCAAGAGCUACGGAAGCAGAUCAACGCUGUCACCAGCACUCAUUGAGUCCAGCAGGACUUUUACUGAGCGGUCACUAUGCAGGGGCAAGGAGAGGACGUUUGGCUGUACAGUGUGUGGAAAAGUAUUCAAGCGCUCCUCCACCCUUUCCACCCAUCUGCUCAUACAUUCAGACACCCGGCCCUACCCCUGCCAGUUCUGCGGCAAAAGGUUCCACCAGAAGUCUGACAUGAAGAAACACACCUUCAUACACACUGGGGAGAAGCCUCAUGUGUGUCAGAUAUGUGGGAAAGCAUUCAGCCAGAGCUCCAACCUCAUCACCCACAGCCGUAAACACAAGGAUGACCGACCCUACCGCUGCCCUCGUUGCCUCUACGGCUUUCAGCACAAAGUGGACCUGCGGCAGCACCAAGAGCACCACUGCACCUACCGCUGACUGACACGGCCGAGUCAAUAUUCAGCCUUUUACCAGCGGAAACACAUUCAGGACAUUAAGCUAAUGAAUGUGUUGUUGUGAUGAUGAAGUCAAAUCUUCCAUCUCAAGCUAUAGUUGUUUAUAUUUUACAUUUAACUGCCUUUCAGGACACAAAAGGAAGAAAGAUACUCUUCUUACUCUUCUCACAGGUUUCCAACACAGUAAUGUAGUUAUUUCAGGACCCUACGACUUGGAAGUAAUGGUUACCUUUGAUCUACUUUUUACCUGUUGAGGUGUAAAAAUCCUAAUAGUACUUACUAUUCUGAGUUACCCUCAUGUUAAUUACAGCGUUGUCCACCAUUAUUUGUGCCAAGGGAAACGCUAUUUAUUUCCCCACAUGAUUUGUCCAUAUUCUCUGUAGAUCUGUGAUCAUGGUGAACUCCAAGGUUUAUGUGCAGCUGAACUUUUACUUUCGGUCUACAGUACACAGAUUUAACAUUGUGGAAAUGUAGCUUCAACACAAACUGGUGACUACAUGAUUUCAUUACAUCUCUCUCUUUGAAAGCAGCUGAAACCAACAGCUAGAAUGAAUGUAGUGCAGCGUAAGUAAAUGAUGUAGUACUACUGGAUGUAGUGCAGUUCAGUACACCAGGCCACACUGAAUGCUUUCCUCCUUACUUUUCUGCAGAUGAUCACAACAAGAGUUCACGCUAGCCCAAUAAAUACAGAUAUAAUUUGUG
Molecule: messenger RNA, 2134 nt
Organism: Dicentrarchus labrax (European seabass)
Lineage: Eukaryota; Metazoa; Chordata; Actinopteri; Moronidae
Product: zinc finger protein Gfi-1b
Exons: 6
Coding region: 438-1415 (325 amino acids)
Biological process (GO): regulation of transcription by RNA polymerase II
Molecular function (GO): RNA polymerase II cis-regulatory region sequence-specific DNA binding; DNA-binding transcription factor activity
Source: RefSeq, a predicted model, not a curated record